Messenger RNA from Schistocerca nitens (vagrant locust), 849 nucleotides. RefSeq lists its product as uncharacterized. NCBI's taxonomy places the organism in Eukaryota, Metazoa, Arthropoda, Insecta, Orthoptera, Acrididae. Bases 1 to 849 code for a protein of 282 amino acids. The record is from RefSeq and is a predicted model, not a curated record. The transcript has a single exon.
AUGUUAGUAGACUUGAUAAAGAAAGAUUCACAAAAAAGUAGAGAGAGGGAAGAAAGGUUACUCAAAUUAAUAGAGAAGGGUUUACAAGAAAGGGAAGAAAUAGUACGAAAAUUAGGAGAAUCGUUAAAAGAAGUGUUCCAAAAAACUAACGAAUCACUAAAGGAAGAUUUACAAGAAACAUUAGAGAAGAGUUCACAAGAAACGAGAGAAUCACUAAAGGAAGAUUUACGUGAGAUCAACACAUCGUACACAAAGAUGGAAUGUAGUCUGAAGAAGGAAAUGCAGGAGUUACCAGAACGAUUGAAGAUGAACGUCGACGAGAGAGAAAGUAAGCUACAGAAAAAUAUAGACCAGGUCCAGGGAGACGUGGAGAAAACGGAAGGAGAGUUAACAAAGAAGAUAGAGGACGAUGUUGAAGAAACUAGAACCGAAUUGGGAGAAGAGAUCACUGAAGUGACGCAGAUGCAGAAACGAUGCAACGAUGUGGUUGAGGGGAUAGGAGAUAAGCAAAACCAAUUGGCAGUCAAUCCGAGAAAUGCUAUAGCCGUGCAGCGAGAAGAAGAUGACCAGUGGGUUGCAAUCGAAGGUGAGGCCUUCACUUGUGAAAUCAAGAAAAAGAAAGGGACUACGGAUAAUGGUCAGUUUGAAGGAGGAUUCUUGAAGAAAUGCUGGCCCAAAAGUCGUCAGUGUGCAACACUUGAGGACCCACUACGAUGCAAACCACUUAAUAAUUGGAAAGGAACGUCGGAAGAAUUUGCCAAACAUUUGUGGAAAUGGAACGAGACUUUGGAACAACCCCUGAGUGACAACGUAAUGGUAUCUGCAAUAAAAAGAAGAUUGAAUCAGUAA